Molecule: messenger RNA, 1113 nt
Organism: Postia placenta MAD-698-R-SB12
Lineage: Eukaryota; Fungi; Basidiomycota; Agaricomycetes; Polyporales; Adustoporiaceae
Exons: 7
Coding region: 1-1113 (370 amino acids)
Molecular function (GO): D-amino-acid oxidase activity; FAD binding
Source: RefSeq, a predicted model, not a curated record
AUGUCGACCACAAACAAGAAUGUAGUGAUAAUCGGUGCAGGAGUUGCUGGCCUUACUACGGGCAUCGCGAUCCUGGAGAAGGGGGGCUACGAUGUGACGAUCGUCGCCGAAACGUUCCCCGGCGACCCGAGGACUAUCAAGUAUUGUAGCAACUGGGCAGGAGGACACCAUGUCAGCCAUGCGAGCGGCGACCCGAGAAUGCAGAAAAUCGACGAGGACACAUUCAAGGUGAUGUGGGAGCUCUCCGCACCAGGCGGGGACGCCGAGGGCUGCUUCAAGCGCAUCCACGAGACCGAAUACUUCUACGACGGGCGCGACGCCCGUCUCAACUGGAUGCCUGACUUCACAGUGCUCCCCGAGGCCGCGCUGGUCCCCGGCGCGCAGACCGGGGUGUCCUUCACGACGGUCACCUUCGACGCGCCGCGCUACGUCGGCUACCUCCUCGCGCGCUUCGUCGCGCGCGGCGGCACGCCCGUGCACGGGUCCGUGCAGCACGUCGCCGCGCUCGCGGAGGGCGGGCCGGGCCUCUUCGCGCGCGGGCGCGCGUCCGCCGCGCCGGUCGAUGCGCUCGUCGUGUGCGCGGGGCUGGGCGCGCGCACGCUGGGGGGCGUCGAGGACGCCGCGAUGUACCCCGUGCGCGGGCAGACCGUGCUCCUGCGGGCGCCGUGGGUCGCGGGCGGGCGCACGGCGAGCCACGCGGCGGACGGCGUGUGGACGUACGUCAUCCCGCGGCGGUGCGGCGAGGUGGUGUGCGGCGGGACGAAGCUCGAGGACGACUGGUACCCUGCACCGCGCCCUGAGACGACGGAGGACAUCCUCCGCCGCUGCCUCGCAUUGCACCCGGAGAUCGCGCCGCCUGAGGUGCGCGCGGCGCGUGAGCCGACCGUGGACGACGUGCGUCCGUUGAUCAUCGACCAGGGCGUCGGGCUGCGGCCGGCGAGGAAGGGCGGUUUGAGGCUGGAUGUAGAGUGGAUCGAUGGCAAGAAGGGGAAGAUCCCAAUGGUGUUCAACUACGGGCACAGCGGGUCUGGCUUCCAGUCUUCCUGGGGAUCAGCUACAGUUGCGCUAGAUCUGUUGGAGCAAGCACUCAGUAGCAACGGGCACGCACAGUAA